UUCGAGGACCUUGUGUGCGAAAUUGAAAUAAACGUUUCAACCCUCUCACUACUGAUUGUUUGCUGACUCUUCAGUGAAGAUUGUUUUUGCCCGUAUGCUCAAAGUCCUGGAUUGUUAACAGUUGUAAGAUGGGGGACCAUGUUGAGUUACAAAUUACUCCAGAGACUCCAGGCAGGCCUUCCAUAAGAAACCCUUUUGAAAGUCCCAAUGAUUACCACCAUCUUAAAGAGCCCUUGGUGCCGAGCCCAUCUGUCUUCAAGUCAAAGCCCUGUAAAGCUACCCCUCCCAAGUUUAACUGGUCUAUUGAUGAAAUGGCCAGUCUCCAACCAGUACACAUAGACCCAGAGGAAAUCCAGCGGCAGUCUUUUUACCUUAGUCAGACAAGGAUGGAUUCUGACAUUGAGGAGAAGCGUCAGAAUGCUAUUGAGCAGUUUUUCACUAAAGGAACCAUUGUGCCUUCCCCCUGGGCAGCACCUGAGCUCCGUAAAGGCCCUCAGAUCUAUACAAAAAGUUUGAAUUCUCCAAUGAUUGCAGAGGAGUCAGAAAAAGUCUCAGUUGCUUGUCAGACAACUCUUACAUUACCAUUGGCUUUUGAUUUGGAGAAAAUACUUGGGGAGUAUUACCGACAUGAGGAAGUGUGUGAUGCAGUGCAGGAAAGUCUCAGUUCUUCCUCUUUAAGAAGAAAACUUUUCCUCGAUGGGCAGUGCAAUUACAGCGGCUCAGACAGCUCCAGCCCUCCAAGCCCGGAGAGGAGCCACGCCAGCCUGGAGAGACCUUCUCUAAACAAAGGAGAGGAUGUUCCAGUAGGGGUCGAAGCUUUAUCAUCUAUCUUUUCUUCACCUUUAUCUUGUGGUGUGUCUGCUCGGACUCCUUCAACGGGUCAGUUUUCAUCCAGUCCCAUCCAGCACGGCUGCUUCAGGGACUGCAGCCUUGGUAGCAUCACCAGUCCCUUCUUUCCUGAUGGGUCAUCUCCUGCUGGCCUUGUUUCACCCACAAUUUCUCCUAUUGUUGCACAUGCAGCACGAACACCCACUGGCUCAGCUGAGAGGAAGCAGCCAAACAGCCUGACCCCACUCAGUGUUCCACUGGGAGCAGACGUCACUUCUUGCAACGAGAGCCCUUUUGUUGAGGGUUGUUCACCCAUUCGUAGCUGCUCUCCACACCAGCUUCAGUGCAAAAAUGAGCCCACACACAACGCCCGACCCAAGCCCAGGCCUCGAGUCCGCAACUGGGCUUCACCUCCCCUCAUCUCCCCAAUCCUCAACCCGAAACUCCAAGACAAUCAGGAGACUGAGGAGCAACUUCCCUCGUCUUCAUCCUCCUCUCUGUCCCUUCCUCCUAUGGAGCUUGAUCCAUCAUCUCCUUUGCCUUACAACACUAAUCUUGCUGUUUCUGAGAGAGUUAACCUAGAUUCUGUAGAAUCUUUGAAAAUGGAGGAGGACAAGGAGAUGGUGAUGGAGGGGAGGUUAGAAGAUGAAGAGGAGGAAAGUGGAGGGCCUUCAGGACAGCUGACGAGCUCUCGUAUGGGAAAUGUGUCAGCAACAGAUAGCUCUCAGAUGUUUGUGUCUCUUCUGGCAGAGGGAAGUAGCAUACGAUGCGACUCAAGCAUGCAGGUGGACAGCGGGUACAACACAGCAGGCACAGCCAGUCUAAUUGACGGCCUCGGCUCAGACAGUCACAGCAAAGAGUCCUUCAGUUCAAACCUGGCAGAAGACGCUUUCCAGAUCACAAGACACACUAAACUAAAGAUGUUCUAUCCCCACCACUGAAUCACCUGAUUGAAGCAUUAAAAGGGACAUCACUUCCAGUGGAAGCAAAAAAGCGUACAUUUGCAAUCAAAAUCAACAAAGUUAACAUGACUUUUAUUGCCUUUAUGUUGAAUGGGGUUGUCAAACUUUUACAGUUUGAAAGCAUAGCUGUGUUAGUAUUUUUUUUUUUAUCUGAAGGGGACUAAAUCAUUGCCUCUUUAGUCCCACUAUUAAGACACUGAAAAGGUUGUAUUUGACAUCAGGGGUUUAUUAGGAUCCACUCUGCUGCUUUGGAAAGGGAUAAGGGGAAAAAAGAAGUAAAUUCUGUAUCAAACCUGCACAACAUUUAACCUCUUGAAUGCUGUAUUGAUGCUAAUGUCAUCAUUUCAAUUUUACAUGGUGCUGAUAUUGACUUAACUGAUCCUGACUUUGUAAUGAGAUAUGUACUGUAUAUAAAUUUUUUUAUGAUAUGGUUACUCUGAUGUUUUUACAUGAGAUUUUUUAAAGUCAAAGCUGUUAAUUCAUUUACCUGUGGAUCUUAUUUGGAUUGUUAGAAUAUUUAUACCUAAAUAAGACACACUGAAUAAUGCCACUAGUGAAUUUAAACUUGAGUCAUUUUGUUUACCUUAGUUUGUGUUCUUAAAGGUAUGGGCUGGAUCGUUGUCACAUUAAAUUAACUUGAAAUCUC
Cheilinus undulatus (humphead wrasse) is the source of this 2436-nucleotide messenger RNA. RefSeq names its product bora aurora kinase A activator (gene bora). The transcript is spliced from 12 exons. Gene Ontology annotation, molecular function: protein kinase binding. Bases 129 to 1769 code for a protein of 546 amino acids. Gene Ontology annotation, cellular component: cytoplasm; nucleus. Lineage: Eukaryota; Metazoa; Chordata; Actinopteri; Labriformes; Labridae. The record is from RefSeq and is a predicted model, not a curated record. Gene Ontology annotation, biological process: regulation of mitotic nuclear division; regulation of mitotic spindle organization; activation of protein kinase activity.